This is a messenger RNA of Epinephelus lanceolatus (giant grouper), 7287 nucleotides long. RefSeq names its product PITPNM family member 3 (gene pitpnm3). Lineage: Eukaryota; Metazoa; Chordata; Actinopteri; Perciformes; Serranidae. Gene Ontology annotation, cellular component: cytoplasm. Gene Ontology annotation, molecular function: phosphatidylinositol transfer activity; phosphatidylinositol binding; metal ion binding. Gene Ontology annotation, biological process: phospholipid transport. The record is from RefSeq and is a predicted model, not a curated record.
AGGACAUACAGCAUGGGCUACUUGUGCCACAUUCCAAUGACUUUUACUCACUUUAUAUUUAAUAUUCUGUAAUAUUUCUCUGCAUGACUCAUACUGCUGUGACAGAUCCGAUGGAUUUAGGCUAAAUAAAUGAGUCGUGCCGAUGACAACAGCUUCCACAUUAAAGCUUUUGCUGUGGUUUUGAUGCAUGAAGUCAGCGGAGGAGCUAUUUUUUUUGCUUUUCCUUCAUGGGAUACUUCUUCUUGGGCAUUUUGGAAACUCGCAUAACGGUGACGGAGGAGAGGACGGACGCCCUUCAGCAGCCUCAGCCGCGGACGUGCGCGCACCGCUGGAGGCAGUCGAGCUGCAGACCAAGUCUUGUUCGGAGGAUCUCUGGCUGAUGUUAGCGGCGGAGAGGAGAGAGAGCAGAGAGAGAGCUGGGUGGGCAUGACAUGUGAGCCAAGUCUGCACAGACACAACAAAUACCCAAAUGAGAGGAGACCGACACGGCAGCUGUAGCUUCCCGUGCCUGCUUCAGUCUGGCAGGCGUCAAGGUGCAGCAGGCUGGAGAGGGAGGGUGGAAGAGCCGCUGUUUAAUUAACUAUCCGACGACACGUUGCCGCGCAGAAUAACGUGACGGCUUUACAGCAGACACGGAGACACACGGGAGAGGACACUAUGUCAAAGGAGACGAGAGGCAAAGGAUCACGAAAGCACAGCGCCUCUCAUUGGUGUCUGCAGAACAUUGCUCAAGAAUCAGUCGACAGCUCAGAUGAGGAGUUCUUUGAUGCCAGAGCAGAUGUUAUGGAGGGCAAGAGCGCCAUUCUGCUGGGCAUGAGUCAGUGGAACUCAAAUGACCUGGUGGAGCAGAUUGAAACUCUGGGACACAUGGAGGACCAGUCUCAUGAGGGUCUCUACCAGCUGGGUGGUCCACACUGUGCCCCUCAGAGCAGCAUUGAAGGACUGGAGGACGUAGAGAGGAAAUGUAAGACGCAUGUGCUGCUGCUGGUGGUGCACGGGGGAAACAUCUUGGACACAGCAGCCGGAGAUCCAAGCACAAAGGCUGGAGAUGUGGCCACCCUGGCCUCUGUGCUGGAGAAAGUGACGCGGGCGCAUUUCCAGGCCGCCGCCACCGAACAUGUGAAGAUCAAACUGGUGCCAUGUCCGGCAGUGUGUGCUGAAGCCUUCUCCCUGGUGUCCAAUCUGAACCCAUACAGCUAUGACGAGAGCUGUGUGUCCAGUAGCGUGGACCACCUGCCCCUUGCUGCUCUCCCCCUCCUCGCUAUCGUCUCACCUCGCUACCAGGAUGCCGUGGCGACCGUGAUCGCCCGAGCCAACCAGGUCUACCGCAACUUCCUGCAGUCGGAGGAUGGCCAGGGAUUCACGGGUCAGGUAUGCCUGAUGGGCGACUGUGUGGGAGGUGUGCUGUGCUUCGACGCUUUGUGCUUCAGUAACCACCAGAGGCCUGGCAGCCCCAACAACAGCAGCAGGAACAACAGCACUGAGAGCCUGAAGGAUAACUCAGGCCUGCUCGGGGAGUCCAGCCUGGGUCUGAGUUCCAGCAAGAGGCUCAGUAAGAGCAACAUUGAUAUCUCCGCCCCCAAUGAAGGACACAGCCAGAGCGGGCUGCCGCUCAGCCGUAAGCAGAGUGACUCAUAUGAUGGAGACACCUCGUCCACAGGCCAGCACAGCUUUUUUUCCAGUUUGAUGAAGGAGGGUGUGGAGCUGCGUGGUGGCAGUGGCACCAGCCUGGUGUUGAACCCUGGUCGAUUUGACUUUGAAGUGUCAGACUGCUUCCUGCUGGGCUGCCCGUUAGGCCUUGUGCUGGCCAUGAGACGCACUGUGCUGCCUGCCGUCCAGGUGAGCCAGCUACAUCCAGCCUGCUCUCAGAUUUUCAACCUGUUUUACCCUUCGGACCCUUCAGCCUCCAGACUGGAGCCGCUAUUACAGCCUCUCUUCCACAAGUUGCCACCCUUUGCUGUGCCGCGCUACCAGCGCUACCCUCUAGGAGAUGGACGCACAAUGCUCAUAGCCGAGAGUAUCCAAGGCCAUUCAGACGUGUUUUUGGAAGGUGAGCAAACCCCUGGAGGUCAGGCUUCACUGAUGUCCUCUGAGACGAAGACUGAAGGAGGAGGAGAAGAGGGAGGUCGUAGAGCCAGCGUGACCAGCGUGGAAAGUGAAAUGUCAAUUUGCUCCAUGGGCCAGCUGGGAAACACCAUCGCUAACAUUUCCAGCGGCUGGUGGGGCUCCAAGAGGCUGGAUUAUGCUUUGUACUGCCCUGAUGUGCUGACUGCCUUCCCAACAGUGGCUCUGCCUCACCUUUUUCACGCCUCCUACUGGGAGUCCACUGACGUAGCAGCUUUUGUUCUCCGGCAGCUCAUGCGAUGCGACUGUGUGAAGACCCAUGAAGCAGACAAUUUGGACUCUGCGCCGUUCUCGCCCUCCAGCCCACGGGAAAAAUGGCUCAGAAGGAGGACACAUGUCAAACUGAGGAACGUUACUGCCAACCACAGGGUGAAUGACAUCAUUGCCACCGAGGAUGGGCCUCAAACUCUGGUUGGUCGCUUCAUGUACGGCCCCUUGGACAUGGUUACUCUGACUGGAGAAAAGGUGGACAUCUUGCUAAUGACACAACCUCAGUCUGGCCGCUGGGUGCACUUUGACACAGAGGUGACCAACAGCAGCGGCAGAGUCACAUACACUAUACCCAAGAGCAAGAAGCUCGGCCUGGGAGUCUACCCUAUUAAAAUGGUGGUGAAGGGCGAUCAAACAAGCGCAGAGGCCUACCUGACUGUGUUGCCACGGGGCAUGGAGUGUGUGGUCUUCAGCAUCGAUGGCUCUUUCGCUGCUAGUGUGUCAAUCAUGGGCAGUGACCCCAAGGUCCGCCCCGGAGCUGUCGAUGUCGUCAGGCAUUGGCAGGACCUUGGAUAUUUGAUCAUCUACAUCACAGGCCGCCCUGACAUGCAGAAGCAGCGCGUUGUAUCCUGGCUCUCGCAACACAAUUUUCCCCAUGGGAUGAUCUUCUUCUCUGAAGGCCUGGUUCAUGAUCCCCUGCGGCAAAAGACCAUCUUCCUCAAGAACCUCAUACAAGAUUGUCACAUUAAGAUCAACUCUGCUUACGGUUCCAUGAAGGACAUCUCUGUUUACAACAUGCUCGGCCUCUGCCCCUCGCAGAUUUAUAUCGUCGGCAGACCUUCAAAGAAAUACCAAAAUCAGUGCCAGUUCCUGAGCGAGGGCUAUGCAGCGCACCUCUCCACCCUUCAGUUUGGGCACAGAGCUAGACCCAAGAAAUCCCCUUCGGUUCGUAUGGUCCUAAGGAAGGGCUCCUUCGGUCUCUCUGCGAAGCCUGACUUCCUGUGUAAGCGCACCCAUCUGCGCAGGACCAUGUCAGUGCAACAGCCCGACCCACCAUGCACGCCCAAUCCCAAGCCUGAGCGAGCCCAGAGCCAACCAGAGUCAGAUAAGGACCACACGGGAGGAGGAGGAGGUGGAGGUGGAGGAGGGGGUGGAGGAGGUGGUGGAGGAGGAGGUGGAGGACAAGGCCCAUGGGGACGGCCCUCCAUACAUCGUGGCGACACCACUCCCUGACGUCAACAAAGAGAUGGGAGGAUUGCGGGAGGAUAGAAGAGGAGAACAAAGGGGUCUUAGUGUCCAGGGCCAAGUGUCACCUCUACCUACUCUACAUGUACAUUGGAUCCCCUGCUGGUGUCCCUCGCAGCUCAGCUUUACCUCCUGCUUGGCCCUCUACACUUCUCCACCUGUUCGACCCUUUUUUCGUGGUGGAUUUAGUCUUUGUGCCUGAACAUUUUAAGCAGUUGCCGGAGGAUGGCAAUGAUUUUUGUGAAUGUCUGUGUCAAGCUAAAAUUGUGUCUAAUUGUAAAAUCAAAAGAAUGUACUUCACAUAACGGAUAUACACACAUACACACACUUGAGAGGAUGAAAAAUGUGACGACGGUGGUGACUUUGACCCUGUUGACACUUUGCAGCAGAUCACCAGAAGCAUUCAGACUGCUGUGUUGACAGGUGGUCACGUUGACUGACUCCUGCACUAAACCUCCACCGAUGUAAAUACUCAACACUCAUCAUCGCUGUGUGGGCUUGGGGACACAGACGCACUGUGACAUUUAGGUUCAAGCUGUACAUGAGCUCUAUGAUCUGGCGCCCAAAUGAGCCGACCUCGCCAAACGCCAGCCUCUGCCUCCAUUUCACUCCCACUGUUAGAUAUCUCCCUUGCGUUGUGGCUGGCUUACUACACCCCUCCAUCCAUUUAACCAGUCUGGCAGAACAGGCCUUUUGACCUCAGACCAGGUCCACAGCCGCUCGGCUCUGCCCCUGAGGUUGCAUUUGCACUAUCGAAGUACACCGCAGUGGUUCCCGAUUUAGCUGCUGUACUCACUUCAAAAACAAGAGUUGUAUUUGUAUUUUAUUGUACUUGUAGAUUUUGUUUCUCCUGCAGAUUGUGCACUGUCGCUGCCUGUUGGUUACUGUAACUACUGGAGGAUUAAACAUAAAUAGUUUGUAGGAAAGUGUUGGUUUGACCAAAAAAUGUUUACAGAUUGAUAGACACAGAUGUAAAAAGUAACCAGAAGUUGUUUAUCUACAUAAUAAAAAAAGACAGUGGUUAUAUCAUUAUUAGAAGCAUUAGUUUAGUUGCUUGGUAGUUGCAGUAGCUUGCAGGUUAUCAUACAAUACACCCCAUGUCAGUUGAAAUUCACUAGGAUGCUCUUACAUCCUUUUACAACAGCUGCACUGGAACCAGUGGGUGUGUGAUAAAAUCUGAUCUGACAGUCUUGUGCACUCGAGGUUGAAUUUAGUCUUACUGUGGCCAUAUUUAAAACUCUGUGCAAGUCAAACAUAUUUUUCUAUGAGGAAAUAUUGUAAAUAGAAAUAUUUUCAAUGUAUGUUUUUGAACCUUUUGUUGUUUGACUUGUUGAAUGGUUGAUUUUUGCCUUAAAUUGUAUUUGAUGUUGUGUAGAGAUACAAAACUAUUUGAUUUGGUUGACCAAAGUAUUGAGUUUUACUGUUACUUCAUGACAAAGUGCAUUUUAUCUUGUUGAUAUUUUGCUUUGAAAUGUUCCAGAUACUGUAUAUGUGUGUGUGCGUGUGUGAGUGACUGUCUAGUUGUUUGUUGUGGAGUUGUAUUUACUGUGAACAUAAAGACAGCUAUGACAGGUCCAUGCCUCUGCAGAGGAAUCAGAGGACACGGUGAGGCCAGUGUUAACAUACCCGCAUGUUCUCACUGCAGCUCACUACUGCCGGCUUUUUAGGACUGAGCGUGUGUUUUAUAGGUUUGGAUUGAAGCAGUGUGUCAGCGGAUUACUUAGUUGAGGUUUUUAUGCCUGCUAUGAAAGAAAAAGGGCUUAUGAGUUCUAAGGGUAUCUUGAUUUAACUUAAAACCUGCAUGGCUGAGUGGGACGUGCUAGCCAGGAGGGAGCUGUCUUGUCUUUUCUUUCACCGCCUCCACACCAUAGGUGGUACAGUAAUUAGCUAUUUGAUUACUACUAAGUAUGUAUGACUCCCUGUAGUGACGCCCCUGUAAUUGCAGUGCACCGAUUAGCGUUACUUGGUAAUUGUACGAUAUUGUAGAAACAGUACGGAAAUACUUAACUCCAUCUCAUUUUGCAUUUAGGUUGUUAAUACUAAAAUAUUCUUAUCCAAGCAACAGAAUGAUCACUCUCAUCAAUGUAUACACAAUAAUCAAAGUGACUCCGUAAGUCUGUAUAAAACACAUAGUGAUAUUUUUCUGCCAUGACGAUGCACUGGAGGAGUGAACUAUAUAUGCUGGGCAGCAUUUUGGUGUAACAAUGUUAGUAAAUGGCAAAUGAUGAUCUAAUGGUUAAAUGGUGAUUGUUCUGUGCAUGUUAAUUAUUUGAUAUUGUUAAGUAAUGGCUAUCAGUUUGUCAUGUUUGUGGUACUCUUUGAUAAUUAAGUCGUUAUUUGUAAAUAAGGGGUGAAUGAUGAUUAAUGGACGGAAAUUCAACCACCUUUUGUUGAAUAAACUGCAAAUCAGUAACUUUAUAAUACAACCCCGAUUACAAAAUAGUUGGGAUGAUGUGUGAAAUGUAAAUAAAAACAGAAUGCAAUGAUUUGCAAAUUCCUUUUGACAUAUAUUCAAUCAAACACAGUACAAAGACGAGAUAUUUAGUGUUUAAACUGAUCAACUUAAUUGUUUUUUGCACUUAUUCUGAUUAUGAUGCCUGCAAGAUGUUCCAAAAAGGCUGGGACAGGGACAUGUUUACCACUGUGUUACAACACUUUUUUUUUUUUUUUUUAAACACUCAGAAGUUUCACAUCCAGCCCCCUUAAAAUCUUCAAGAUUUAAAGACUGUCUGUGAGGAAGAAUGAGCCAAAAUCCAAUUUCUUCAUACAGGCAGCAUCUUAAAACUGGCAUUGCAAAUGUGUUCAUUACUUUUAUCCUGUGGCAGACCAUGUUAUUGCACACAAUUUUUAUUCAUUAAAAUGUUAUGAUUUCUUUAUCAGUGUAGUUUUAUUUAAUUAAUACCAAUGUCUGGUCUAAGUUUCAUGUGAAUAGCUGCAUUGGAAACAUGAUUAAUGAAAAAAAUGUUGCUUAUUUUCCAUGCUUUAUGUCAAAAAGGAUUUGCAAAUCAUUACAUUCCUUUUUGUAUGUUUUACACAGCAUCCCAACUUUUUCUGAAUCAGGGUUGUAAAUAACUGAGUUUUUAAUGGUAUAAAUAUUGUAAAUGAGGCAGGGCAUUAUCAAUAAAGAUUGUAAAUUACCUCUUACUUUUACCUCAGAUGUUCACUCGUGUAGUGGGAUUAAUGGAAACUAAUUAAAUUCCAUCUUUACUUUAAUCUUAGAUACUAAAGGUGAAUAAUCCAAAUAGCACAGAAAAAAAAAAUCAUACAAUGUAGAAAUAUUGUAUAUUUAAGUGUUACACAAUUACUGUCCUCAAAUUAAUAUAAUUAACUGCUCACUCAGUGCUAAUUAAUGUUGUCAAAUGAUUAGUAUUCACCAAAUCAUGACUUAACUAUUGGGUAUUGACCUAAUUUGCCAUUUAUUAACAAGAUUUAUGAAGUAAACAUUAGCAAGUUAACUAACAUGGCGUGUCAGCCUCUUUUGGGGAAAAAAACAAACAAUUUCAUUUAUUUUUGUGGGUUUAUUUUUGGUCUUAUGAGUAUUUGACACUGGCCUUUUGACUACUGAGGAUAAAACACCUGGUUUCACUGAUACAAAGUUUAUCGUUUUGUACAGAUCUCCUGUGAUGAUGAACAUGUUACUGUGUUUAUUGGACUCAGUCCAUAUUUCAUGAUUACAUAAAUAAAGAUAUUUCACAGUUGAAGAAUUUA